Molecule: messenger RNA, 1527 nt
Organism: Cucurbita pepo subsp. pepo (vegetable marrow)
Lineage: Eukaryota; Viridiplantae; Streptophyta; Magnoliopsida; Cucurbitales; Cucurbitaceae
Source: RefSeq, a predicted model, not a curated record
AUGCCUCGCCGAAUACUAGAAGGAACCUCUGAAGGUCAGAUGAAGAGCUCUUCAUCUCUGCUACAUUCUCCAGUUUUCUUCUUUUUCCUGGGGAUGCUAGUUGUGCUGGUGAUCUUGUUGAUUCUCAUAUUGAUUUUUAGAAAAUUUCUCAAACCAAAUACAGUGGUGAAGCUAUUAAGACCAACAGGAACAACUCAAGCAUCGGCAGAUUUGUUAAGCGAAAAUCUCCACUCAAUAAGUUACUUUGACUUUCACACACUGAAAAAGGCAACAAAGAAUUUUAAUCCGACAAAUCUUCUAGGCCUGGGAGGAUUUGGACCCGUCUAUCUGGGAACGCUAGAAGAUGGAAGAUUGGUAGCAAUUAAGAGACUUUCACUAAACAAAUCCCAACAAGGAGAACCAGAGUUUCUAUCAGAGGUCAGACUGAUAACAAGCAUCCAACACAAGAACCUGGUUCGCCUGCUCGGUUGUUGCUCAGAUGGGCCUCAACGUCUACUCGUGUAUGAAUACAUGGAGAACAAAAGUUUGGAUCUCAUAAUAUAUGGGGUAAGCGAUCAAUUCCUCAACUGGAAUACCAGAUUGAAGAUUAUCAGAGGCAUUGCCAAAGGGUUGCAGUAUCUACAUGAGGAUUCCCAUCUAAGAAUUAUUCACCGAGACAUCAAAGCAAGCAACAUUCUUCUUGAUGACAGAUUUCAGCCAAAGAUUGGAGAUUUUGGGUUGGCCAGAUUCUUCCCAGAUGACCAAGCUUACCUAAGCACUACAUUUGCUGGAACUCUAGGCUACACAGCACCAGAAUAUGCAAUUAGGGGAGAAUUGUCAGAAAAGGCAGAUGUAUACAGUUUUGGAGUUCUUGUGCUUGAAAUCAUCAGUGGCAGAAAAAACACAAAUCUUUCUCUACCAACAGAAAUGCAGUAUCUUCCAGAAUAUGCAUGGAAACUAUAUGAGAGGUCUGCACUAAUCGAGCUUGUGGAUCCAAAGAUGAAGGAUGAUGGAUAUGUGGAGAAGAAUGUAGUACAUGCAAUUCAGGUUGCUUUGUUAUGCCUUCAGCCUCAUGGCAACCUGAGACCUGCAAUGUCUGAGAUUGUUGCCAUGUUAACAUACAAAUUUGAAAUCAUUCAAACACCUUCGAAACCAGCCUUCUUGGAAAGAAGGCCUAAAAGGAACAAAGGUCUCUCGUUGACUAAUCAUGCAGAUACCAUUCCUUCUCCAUUACAGUGAAGGCAACGCCAAUGCCUACUUUGUCAUGGAAAAGAAACUGGCUCUUUGACUACCUAGCCAUUGCAUUUUUUUCAAACAUUGGAGGAGAAUUAAAUCAAUUAUCAUAUAGUUUUAACGUGGUCUUCAUUCUUUAUGUCAACAGGACAUUGGUGUCUCAAUUUUCACGGAACAAUUAUAGCAAGUUAAAUAGAGGUUAUUCUCACCAAAAAGAUUAAUGUAAUUUCACUUUGUUUCUGCUAAUCUGCAUUGUUUAAAUGUCAUCGAAGUGUAGUAACAAAAUGCUUACUACAUCGACUUACAUUCCAUCUU